AAUCAUUUCUUCUCUUUGUUAUCUUUUUAAUUAAAACUUCCAUUUUUUGUUCUCUUGUUUAUCUCUCUCACGCGUCUCUUCUACACCGGAAGAAGAGGAGGAAGAGAAAAUGUCGUCUGGGUAUCCCGGUGGUGUGCCGGAUAUGUACGGCGGUCUGGCGGGCAGAUCCGUGAACGGGAACGCGUCACAGCCGUCUUAUCGAUCACAAUUGCAAGGAAUUUACAUGGACCCAGCCGCUCAGAUCGCCAACAGAACGGCACAAAACCUCAUCGGAAAGAGAACCUUCACAGACUUUCAAACGCAGCAACAACUACAACACCAAACCCUUCUCAAUAAUUCAAGCCUAAACCCCUUGUUUCAUCGCUCUGUCAAGCCGAGAACGUUCCAGAAUCUCUCCCCGAUAUCUCCCUUAUCUCCUGUGGAUUUUUCGGUUAACAAUAUUCUGUCUUCAGAUUUGCACCGGUACAGCUUGCCGCUUCUUCAACAGCAAUUAAGGCCUCAUCAGCAGCUGCAGCAACCGCCAGUUGGGCUUGUUUCGGGGUUUAAUGUGCAACAAAUUACCCCAAAUUUGCCGUACGUGAAUGAUAAGAAUCACAAUACCGUGCAAAAUCGAGUUCAAGCGCAAGAUUCGGAGAAAAAGAUGCUUAAUUGUCUUCAAGAGCUUGAGAAGCAGCUGUUGGAUGACAACGAUGAAGAAGAAGGUGAUGCGGUUUCAGUGAUAACGAAUACUAACAGUGAGUGGUCCGAGACCAUACAGAAUCUCCUGAGUCCGAAAUCCAUUUCUCCGAUAUCGCCGAUAUCUUCUGCUUCGCCGACUUCAUCGUCUUCCUCGUCUUCAUCGGUGGCUUCUCCGGUUUCAAGUUGUUCGAGACAGACUGUAAUGGAAGCUGCAUCAGCGAUUUCAGAUGGGAAAAACGACGUCGCUGUGGAGAUCUUAACUCGCUUGAGUCAGGCUUCCAAUUUGAAAGGCAAUUCGGAGCAGAGACUGAUGGAGUACAUGUGCUCAGCAUUGAAAUCGCGAGUUAAUCCUGUGGAGAACGCACCGCCGGUGACGGAGAUGUUUUCUAUGGAACACGUUGGGUCGAUUCAGUUGCUUUACGAUCAUUCCCCUUGUUUCAAGCUUGGGUUUAUGGCUGCAAAUCUCGCCAUUAUCGAAGCAACUCUAGACCAACCAACCAGCAACAAAUUUCACGUUAUUGAUUUCGAUAUUGGCCAAGGAGGGCAAUAUCAAAACCUUCUGCAUGUGCUCUCUGCGCGUUCUCAAAAUGGUAAAGCUUACAUUUUGAAGAUCACGGCUGUGGUUGAAAAUGGCCGUGAAGAAAGUUUGAAUGUUGUGGGUAACAUGCUGCAGCAGUCCGCUCAAAAAGUUGGUGUCUGUUUACAUUUCAAGGUCAAGGCUUUAAAACUUGGUGAUCUGACUCGUGACUCACUGGGUUGUGAGCCUGACGAACCAUUGGCUGUUAAUUUCGCAUUCAAAAUGUUUAGAAUGCCUGACGAAAGCGUCUCGACGGACAAUCCUCGCGACGACCUCCUCCGUCGCGUGAAGGGAUUGGCACCGCGUGUGGUUACUUUAGUGGAACAAGAGAUGAACUCCAAUACGGCGCCGUUCUUGACCCGUGUAAACGAGGCCUGUGCUUAUUACGGAGCAUUGUUUGACUCAAUCGACUCGACUGUACAGAGAGAUAGCUUGGAGCGAGUUAAGGUCGAGAGAGGACUCGGUCGGAAACUCGGUAACUCGGUUGCUUGUGAAGGGAGGGACCGAGUUGAGAGAUGCGAGGUGUUUGGAAAGUGGCGGGCCCGUAUGAACAUGGCAGGGUUCGAGUUGAGGCCAAUGAGUCCAAACAUUGCCGAGUCAAUGCGGGGCCGGCUCAAUUCUGGGAACCGAGUCAACCCGGGAUUUACCGUUAAAGAAGAAAACGGAGGCGUCUGUUUCGGUUGGAUGGGUCGAACUCUCACCGUCGCAUCUGCUUGGCGUUAACUUCACUCACUGUGUCUCUCUUUCCUUUUUUUUAAUUUCUAAUUUAAUAUUAUUAAUUGUUAUAUUUUUAACGUUUUCCUGAGAAAAUGGAAAGGGGAAAAGAAUGGAAAAGGCCCACCAAACGAAAUAAUAAAAUGAGUGUUUGGAUUUGAGGAAAAUGUUACAUAUAAUUGAGUAUUGUCACGUGUGUAUGUUUUUGCACGUGCGAAAUGUUAUGUGUAUCAAGUGUUUGGUGUGAUUGGAAUUAUGAACUAACUUAAGAGAAUGUCAAAAUUAUUUCAAUUUA
Mangifera indica (mango) is the source of this 2264-nucleotide messenger RNA. Its product is annotated as scarecrow-like protein 8. The coding region runs from base 110 to 1978 and encodes 622 amino acids. Gene Ontology annotation, biological process: regulation of DNA-templated transcription. Gene Ontology annotation, cellular component: nucleus. The record is from RefSeq and is a predicted model, not a curated record. Lineage: Eukaryota; Viridiplantae; Streptophyta; Magnoliopsida; Sapindales; Anacardiaceae. Gene Ontology annotation, molecular function: DNA-binding transcription factor activity; sequence-specific DNA binding. The transcript has a single exon.